Cicer arietinum (chickpea) is the source of this 1602-nucleotide messenger RNA. RefSeq names its product tyrosine--tRNA ligase 1, cytoplasmic. The record is from RefSeq and is a predicted model, not a curated record. Gene Ontology annotation, cellular component: cytoplasm. Gene Ontology annotation, biological process: tyrosyl-tRNA aminoacylation. NCBI's taxonomy places the organism in Eukaryota, Viridiplantae, Streptophyta, Magnoliopsida, Fabales, Fabaceae. Gene Ontology annotation, molecular function: tyrosine-tRNA ligase activity; ATP binding.
AUCCAAUUGUAUCGGUUCAGCCUAACUCAACCCGCGUACAUCCCACACUCCAGAUAGUUUAGAGUGAACUGGGACCGAAGUUGCCAUUUAUUGUGUUGAAAGUCAAAACCCUAAAUUUUGUCGAGAAGAAAUGGAAGAAGAAGCCGUAGUGGUCGCAGAAGCACUCGAAUCACUGUCCACCGCCGAAUCAUCGAAUCCAAAUCCAACAGAAACAACUCAGCAGCAGUUGUUGAGUGUGGAACAGAGAUAUCAGAUCGUCAGGAGUAUCGGAGAAGAGUGCAUUCAAGAAGAUGAACUUCUUAAUCUCCUCGCUAAAAAGCCUGAGCCUGUUUGUUAUGAUGGUUUCGAACCUUCUGGAAGAAUGCACAUUGCUCAGGGUGUCAUGAAAACACUCAAUGUGAACAAGCUAACCUCUGCUGGUUGCCGAGUCAAAAUAUGGAUUGCUGAUUGGUUUGCUAAGCUUAAUAAUAAAAUGGGAGGAGAUUUGAAGAAAAUUGAGACAGUUGGCAAGUACUUGAUUGAAAUUUGGAAAGCUGUCGGGAUGGAUUUGGAAGGAGGAAAAGUUGAGUUUUUGUGGUCAUCUAAAGAGAUUAAUGACAGAGCUGAUGAGUAUUGGCCUCUUGUCUUGGAUAUUGCUCAGAAGAACAACCUUAAAAGAAUUAUCAGGUGUAGCCAAAUAAUGGGACGAAGUGAACAAGAUGAAUUAACUGCUGCUCAAAUAUUCUAUCCAUGCAUGCAGUGUGCUGACAUUUUUUUCCUCAAGGCUGACAUCUGCCAACUGGGAAUGGAUCAGCGGAAAGUGAACGUACUUGCCAGAGAGUAUUGUGAUGUUAUUAAGAGGAAGAACAAACCCAUCAUCUUAUCACACCACAUGUUACCUGGUCUACAGCAAGGGCAAGAGAAGAUGUCAAAAAGUGACCCUUUAUCAUCCAUUUUCAUGGAAGAUGAGGAGGCUGAAGUGAAUGUGAAAAUAAAAAAAGCAUAUUGCCCGCCAAAGAUUGUCGAAGGAAACCCAUGCUUAGAGUACAUUAAAUAUCUUAUCUUACCAUGGUUUAACGAGUUUACUGUGGAGCGUAAUCCAGACAAUGGUGGGAACAAGACGUUCAAAAGCUUUGAAGAGUUGAUUGCUGACUAUGAAAGCGGAGAGUUACAUCCAGCUGACCUUAAACCGGCUUUGUCAAAGUCAUUGAAUAAAAUUCUCGAGCCUGUAAGGGAACACUUCAAAAAGGACAGCUAUGCUAAUGGGCUACUAAAAAGGGUCAAGGCUUACAGAGUCACCAAGUAAUGUGCUGAUUAAAGACUUCAGGCAAAUUUUUUGUAUUUCUAAACAGUCCUAGAAAUUUACAAUGUUUUUAAAUACCUUUUUUCACUUAUAGAAUAGUGAUAUGAGAAAUGUGCUAUAUAUUGAGAAAUGUGGUAUGCAUCUUUGGGAGUGUUGAACCCUGCGGCAUGUGUAAGAAUAUUCAUCUAGUUUUUUGGAUUUAACUCUUAUAUAGAUAGGAUGAAUGAAACAAAGCAAUAAUGAAGUGCGGAAACUUAUGAUUAUGUUUGGAUUGAUGGUUUGCAAUGAAAUAAAAUGAGAUGACAUGAAAUAGGAUAGCA